UAACGGCUUCCGGCUUGGUUGCUCCGCCUCCUGCUUGGCUAGAGCAGUCGGGGCUCGGCGGCGGCCGCGUUGGGGUGGAGGGGGCAGGGCGUGGUGAGGUGAGGUGAAUGUCGUAGUGGGGUUCCCCCGAGCCAUGGCGUGCUCCAUUGUCCAGUUCUGUUACUUCCAGGACCUCCAGGCCGUCCGGGACUUCCUCUUUCCUCACCUCCGGGAGGAGAUCCCCAGCGGCGCGGUGCGGAGGGACCCCAGUAAAUCAACAGACUGGGAAGAUGAUGGUUGGGGAGCAUGGGAAGAAACCGAAUCCCAAGAACCUGAAGAAGAGGGAAAUACUUGGAAAACACAAAAAACUUCCUGGCUCCAAGACUGUGUUUUAUCCUUAUCUCCAAGCAAUGAUCUUAUGGUGAUAGCUCGAGAGCAAAAAGCUGUAUUUCUAGUGCCAAAAUGGAAAUAUAGUGAUAAAGGAAAAGAAGAAAUGCAAUUUGCCAUUGGUUGGAGUGGUUCUUUAAAUGUCGAAGAAGGGGAAUGUGUAACCAGUGCUCUAUGUAUUCCACUAGCAAGCCAAAAGAGGAGUUCCACUGGGCGUCCUGACUGGACCUGCAUUGUGGUGGGUUUUACUUCAGGUUAUGUACGCUUCUACACUGAGAAUGGUGUGCUCUUGCUUGCACAGCUUUUGAAUGAGGACCCAGUGCUUCAACUUAAAUGCAGAACCUAUGAAAUACCACGACAUCCCGGCGUGACUGAGCAGAACGAAGAGUUGAGUAUCUUAUAUCCCGCUGCCAUUGUGACUAUUGAUGGAUUUAGUCUUUUUCAAUCUCUUCGUGCUUGUCGAAAUCAGGUAGCAAAAGCUGCAGCAUCAGGCAAUGAGAACAUACAACCACCACCAUUAGCUUAUAAGAAAUGGGGUCUACAAGAUAUUGACACUAUUAUUGAUCAUGCUAGUGUUGGUAAGUAUUACUAAUUAAAAUUCUCUUGGAAUUUACUUCUUAUACUUUUUUGCUGAAGUAUCUCAUUCGUUAGAAAUGGACAUUUAUUCUUUAUUAUUAUUAUUUUGUUUGAGACGGAGUCUCGGUCUAUCGCUGAAGCUAAAGUGCAGUGGCGCGAUCUCGGCUCACUGCAGCCUCCGCCACCUCAGCCUUCCGAGUAGCUGAGAUUACAAGCGUCCAUCACCAUGUCUGACUAAUUUUUAUAUUUUUAAUAGAGACAGAAUUUCAUCAUGUUGGCUGGGCUAGUCUUGAACUCCUGACCUCAAGUGAUCUGCCCACCUCAGCCUCCCAAAGUGCUAGGAUUACAGGUGUGAGCCACCAUACCCAGCCAACAUUUAUUCUUAUGUGAAAAAAUGCAUUGUUUCUGGUGAGACAUCUGGAGGUUCAGAUUCAGAGCAUCAUAGGCAUGUAUCUUUAAAGCUGGGGAUGGUGGCUAAUACCUAUAAUCCCAGCACUUUGGGAGGCUGAGGCGGGUGAAUCACAUGAGGCCAGGAGUUCAAGAUUAGCCCGACCCACAUGGUGAAACCCUAUCUCUACUAAAAAUACAAAAAUUAGCCUGGUCUGGUGCACACCUGUAUUCCCAGUUUCUUGGGAGAAUGAGGCAGGAGAAUUGCCUGAACCUAAGAGGCUGAGGUUGCAGUGAGCCAAGAUUGCGCCACUGCACUCCAGCCUGAGUGAUAGAGCAAGACUGUGUCAAGAAAACAAAAAACAAAAAGAGAUGGUAGCAGUUUCAAUAAAGAUUUAAUUAUGCCCUCAGCCACAGUGUUGUAUUGUUUUAAAUCACUCACUAUUUGACUAAUUUUUCUACAGACAAAUUUGGUCGAUAUAAUGACCAUAUAAAUUAGUCUUUUAAAAAUGUAACCUUGGUCAGGUGUGGUGGCUUACACCUGUAAUUUCAGCUACUCAGAAGGCUGAGGUAGGAGGAUCUUUUGAGCUUAGGAGUUCAAGACCAGCCUGAGCAGCCUAGCAAGACCCUAUUGCUUAAAAAAAAAAAAGUAACCUUUAAACCAGUAGAAUAUAGAUAAAAGUAGAUUUCUUCUUGCAACCCUAUAAGAGAGCUUACUGUGUUAGGUAUUGAGGGUAUAGAGAUGAAAAGACAUCCUUCUCUGCUGUCUGGAAAUUGUGAGUCUAGGAGUCUAAUGAGAAGAAACACAUGUGAAUGGCUAUGAUACUACAUCAUAAUAAUUGUAGCAAAGGGACCAGCUGUAGUGGAGCAGAGGAGGAAACACUGAUUGUUUCUCCAGCACACUAUACACUUUUACCCCUAGGUGUAUGUGCAUGUUGGCUAGAACGCCUCCUCUGUGUUUGUUCACUUGGUCAAGUUCUGCUCAUUCUAUGCAAACUGGACACUGGGAGAGGAAGAGCAAGGAAAAAAGGAAGGAGUAUGACUCAAGAGGGGCUAACGAGGUUUCUGACACAUAGGCCAUCUUUCUAUUUACUGCAUAGCUCUUAUUUGGAAUACUCUGUAAUAAAAAGCUAUUGGUAAACAUUUCAGUUUAUCUACUUUUUUGCUAGCAUAAAAAUGCUACAAAAUUUCGGGGGUAUAGCUCAGUGGUAGAGCAUUUGACUGCAAAUGCUACAAAAUUCCAAAGUGUUGAGUUCAGUUCAGGGGAACUUCCCUGCUCUGUGAAUUAAACUUUGGAACAUUGAAACUGGCUAGGGAAAAUGAUUGGAUAGAAAAUAUUAUUCUAUUCAUUUAUCCCCAGCCGACAAAAUUAAAAAGGGUCCAAUAAACGUUAUUGUAUGUA
This is a messenger RNA of Callithrix jacchus (white-tufted-ear marmoset), 2731 nucleotides long. The record is from RefSeq and is a predicted model, not a curated record. NCBI's taxonomy places the organism in Eukaryota, Metazoa, Chordata, Mammalia, Primates, Cebidae.